AUGGACGCCAUUCCACCCGAGUACGAUAAGGAGACAAAGGAGCGGAUCUACCGCCAGGAGUGGUUGGAGUACUUCAACUAUAUUGGCUGGGAGGCCGCCAUGCGGGACCAUCCCGCGCAGUACUACGCGAUUUACCCGGCGGGUGGUGCCGGCGGCAGCGGCGGAGGGCCGGUGGAGGGGCCGGGGGUUCUCGGCGGUCAGCCGCCGGUCCUCGGCCACCCUACCAGUCUUCUCUACGACGGCGCCGUCCUCGCCGCACCGCACAUCACCACCACCGCCUCAGCCGCACACAUGUUUCUUGAUGACAGCAGCAGCAGUAGUAGUAGUAAUGGCAGCAGCGGCUCCUCAUUGUCAUCGACAUCAUCUGGGUAUUCAUCAUCACGCUCGAGUUCGGCAUCGGGAAGGCAACAGCAGCGACACCGCCGUGACGCAGAUGACGGUGGCAGUGAAGGUGGGAAAAAGAAGAAUUCCUCACGGCACCAUCGCCGAGGUAGCAGCGGUAGCAGGCACCGAGAACGUCGCCGUCACAAUGAACGCUCUCGACGACGCAGCACACGACGUGAUGAUAAAUCGAGGAGAAAACGUGACGAAGCUGGUGGUGGACGGCGAAAGCGCGAUCGUGAGAGUGAUGGUGAAAAGGAUCCUCGACGCCACGAGAGGAGCUCACGUAGCAAAUACCAUACAACUGAUGAAGAAGAGCGACGUCGACGACGCCAUGAGGAAUCACAGUACCAUAAUCAUCAUCAUCAUCGCUCUGAUAGAGACGGAAAAGGUGAGAGGGGACAUGGAAAGGAAAGGCCAUCAUCAUCAUCAGCACCACCGCCAGUAUCGUCCUCUAAUGUCGGUGUUGGUGGUAGUGGUUACAGCAGCGCGUACAAGGGCCGGUACGUUUUGAAUGAUGAACGUGAUAAGCGACGUGGAAAGGGUGGGAACAGUUCUGGUGGUGGUGCCGCCCCUGUUCCUGCUCCUUCCGCAUCUGAUAGGUACGAGGAUCGAAGGGAGGAUGCUCGUCAGCGUCGAUGGCGCGACGGCGAUGGACGACGAAGAAAGUAA
This is a messenger RNA of Trypanosoma theileri, 1053 nucleotides long. RefSeq names its product splicing factor ptsr1 interacting protein. Lineage: Eukaryota; Euglenozoa; Kinetoplastea; Trypanosomatida; Trypanosomatidae. The coding region runs from base 1 to 1053 and encodes 350 amino acids. The transcript has a single exon. The record is from RefSeq and is a predicted model, not a curated record.